Messenger RNA from Zootermopsis nevadensis, 3306 nucleotides. RefSeq names its product pre-mRNA-splicing factor ISY1 homolog. Gene Ontology annotation, biological process: generation of catalytic spliceosome for second transesterification step. NCBI's taxonomy places the organism in Eukaryota, Metazoa, Arthropoda, Insecta, Blattodea, Termopsidae. The record is from RefSeq and is a predicted model, not a curated record.
CAAUUUUUACACAGUUGGUAUUGCUCUUACUUUAUGAUCUAGUCUAUGUGUGCAUGCUUAUGUUGUGAAAGCGGAAUUGUGUGAUGUCUAUUUGAAAACGUGUUGUAAAAUAAAGAAUUUUAACACUAAAGCGGUGUUUAAAAUGGGCAGUUAAAUUUUCAGACACCAGCAGUAGCAGUUCUUACAAAGUUGUAUAUCUCUCGGAUUCGUUUUUGCAAUGGCCCGAAAUGCUGAGAAAGCGAUGACAACUUUGGCCCGUUGGAGGGCGGCCCAAGUAAGUGAUACAGGAAAGGAAAGGGAAAGGAGACCAUAUCUUGCAUCUGAAUGUCUUGAUCUGCCCAAAGCAGAGAAAUGGAGAAUGCAAAUUAUUCGAGAAACUGCGAAGAAAGUUGCUCAGAUACAAAAUGCUGGGCUUGGUGAGUUUAGGAUCCGAGAUCUAAAUGAUGAGAUAAACAAACUUCUCCGUGAGAAGGGUCACUGGGAGACACAGAUACGAGAACUUGGAGGUCCUGAUUAUGCCAAGGUAGGACCUCGUAUGUUGGAUCAUGAGGGCAAGGAGGUUCCUGGGAAUCGAGGUUACAAGUAUUUUGGAGCAGCCAAAGACUUGCCAGGUGUGAGAGAGCUUUUUGAACAGGAACCGCCCCCUCCCCCGAGAAAGACACGUGCUGAGCUCAUGAAAGACAUUGAUGCUGAUUAUUAUGGUUAUCGAGAUGAUGAUGAUGGAAUUCUAACACCACUCGAACAAAAUGAGGAAAGAAGAGCAAUAGCAAAUGCUGUGGCUGAUUGGAAAGCAAAGAAAGAGGCAUCUCUUCAUGCAGUGGGAGAAGACCUGGGUCAAGCCCAAGAAGAAGAAGAGGAAGAGAAUAUUUAUGCUGUGCCACCAGAAAUGGAUUCUGAUGAAGAUGAAAAGCAGACUUCAGAAGAAGCCCAGCAGCCAAAGUUCAUCGCACACGUUCCAGUCCCAUCACAACGAGAAGUAGAAGAGGCAUUACUGAGGCGUAAAAAACAGGAACUUUUGGAAAAAUAUGCAAGUGAAAACUUAAUUAAUCAGUCAGAAGAAGUGAAAGACUUGUUGGGAGUUCAUACAUGAAAACUGUGAUAAACUAAUAUGUCCAGGAAAACUGUGCAAGAAACUGUAUGGGAUGACCACUGGUAAGAACCAUUGUUUGGUUUAUUAAUGAUCACAUGACUGAUAUACUGUCACAUUCUGCUUUGGAAAAAUAUGUGUCACUUGGGGAGUGUUUGGCCAACUGCUGUGCCCUAUGUUACGACAGCAUCAGAGAAGUAUAUAGGAUGUCCGAUCAUUGCAUGUUAAGCAUACGUCAUUAUUCUAUGCUGAAAACUGAACAGAAAAUCUACAGUGCAUAUGGGGCCUGAUUUUCUGUUUAGUUAUCAAGAUGUGAUGUGUUUUUAGAGUUCACAGUUUGGCAUAAAGAAAUAAUAAACAUAAGCAAUUGUAGAUUAAACUUCAUUACUGAAUGUACAGUAAUUAUGAACAACAUUAAUUGUUGAAAAUUUUGACUUGUUUUCAAUGCAAGCUUUGGCACGGUGCACUCAUGACCAUCAUACAAUGUGCAGUACUUCUGAUGCAGUUCUCAUCUCUGCUACUAUGUAAUCCAUAUGUACAGUAAACUUUAGUUUUGAGUGUGCCCCACAGGAAGAGAUACAAAGGAUUAAGGUCUGAGCCACUGUACCAGACCAUUAUGGCUUGCCCAACAAUUCUCAGAUGUUGAUAUAACAACUUGCUAUAGCAUUGUUGAACUGUGAAGGCACUCCAGAGGUACUGAAGAGUAUGUGAUGGUCAUAUAUGAUUUGAAGCUUACACGGUGGCGUAACUCAGUAAACAUUUCUCGGGUGAUGGCUAAAUGAUUAAACUGACGUUUCAGGAACCAUCUCUGUCCCCAUCAUCAGGGUUCUGUUGUGACCAGAUUAUGUGGUUUCAUCGUUUAGCCAUCUGAUCACCCCAGAAAAUUUUAUUGUAUAUGAUGGUCAUUAAUGCAUGGUGCUGAAACUUGCAUUGAAAACAAUGGUCACCAUUUCCAACAGUUAAUGUAGCUACUUGUGACUCCUAUAUAUUCAAUACUAACAUUUUGUUACAAUUAUGCUUACACUUUCUCUUUCUUUAUUACUGAUUGUGAGCUCUCAAACAUUUAUUUCGUAGUUGGAUUUGAGAUUUUCACAGCAGUGAGUAUAAAGAUGGCUGCCUUCUGGUAGAAGUUUGUCGAUGUUUCAGAGAUCCUUCAUGCCUCCAUCAGGGCACUAAUCGCCAAUGUCAUUUCAUAUCUUGAUAACUGAGUCCUUCAAGCCCUAUGUGCCUUAAAGCUUUUUUGUUCAGUUUUCAGUAUAGCAUAAUGCUGUAUACUUUCUGAUGUGCAAUUACAGGAUGCCUGUAUCACUGUUGUGUAAAUAGUUCAGAAAAUGCCUAGGUAUCAAAUGCUUAAAUGCCUAGGUACAAUGCAGUGACCUGUUCGAAGAUGUGAUAUCCGAAACUACAGUUUUAUUGUAUAAUAACAUUACAAGUUCAUGUCACAUUUAUUUUACUGUCAGAUGGAUGUGGCACAAAGGAUGACUCAGAAACAAUAUAUGAGAUAUGAUAUGGAAUUUUUAUUCAGAAGAAUUUGUAUGCUAGGUAUAAAAUAUAAAUUUGAUUCAUACAAUAGUAUAUCUGUUCUCAGACACAGUUAAUUUAACCCUGUCUGUUGUGAAUUCAUGGUUGUCCCCACAGAAAGGGUAUUUUUAUCUUUUGUUUUAUUUAGUGGCCCUGUCAGUGGCUGAGACUACCAUUAACAAAGAGGAUAAGGGGAAGACAUACCAGAUGUUAUCAAAUGGCAUUAUGAUACAUCCAUUUCAGAAGAAAUCCUUCCAAAACUAUGGGGACCACAUAUUCAUAUUUAUUUAAUAUACCACCAGGUAUACCAACAAGUUACGUAUUUGUGUUCCAUUCACAAAGCAUUCUUCUUUGUUGGUUGUUGUACCAUUGCAUACAUUUAACUUCACCAUCCUGAAUUGUGUAUAAAAAGUCAAUUCAAUAGAAGUAAAUGAUUUACAAAUCAGUGGAUCUGAUGUGUAGUUAUUCAUUUAAUUUAAAAAUUAUGAUUUUCUCAUAACUUGAAAUUUCAGGGCACCAAUUGUUCUUUUGAUCUUUACUACUGAGUGACAUGCUCCAAGAAUUGUUACUUUGGAAGUUCCAUUUGAAACAACUUAUUGUUUUCAAAUAGAUUUCUGUAUUUCAACCAAUAUAUAUUGUUAUCUUAAUGAAAUAUGAAAUACAUCCUAAAAUUAGAUUAAAAACUGAAAAUCAAAUUA